AUGAACAUUUACACGCGAGUUAAGUCAGGCCUAACGUCCUGGAAAAAUGACACACCUCUCCCAACAGACCUGUCAACUGAUCCAAAAUUCCAGCGCUGGCACCAGUUCGACCUCAACUCACAGCAGUGGGAGCCAGUGAGCGCGAAUGAAAAUGCAGAGCCAUCACGCACCGAUGACUCCGAUCUGGUGCUCUUGACGUGGAACAUCGACGCACUAAACGAGCGAACUCAAGAACGAGUCACAGAGAUUCUGACGUUCAUCACCCAGCUGAAUCCCAGCGUGGACAUCAUAUUCCUGCAAGAAGUAUCACAGCGGGGCUUACGACUAAUUUUGAGCGACGAGCGUAUUCGUAGAUCCUGGUUCUCAAGCGAGCACGAGAACACCUCGUGCAGAAACUCAUUCACGACGAUGACUUUGGUCUCCAAGACACGCUUCGGUGAAACAAGCAGGUUUGCUCUAGGACGCGUGUGGAGGGUAGCCUACCCCAGUCACUUUGGUAGGGAUGUACUCUUUUGUGAUCUUUUCAUUCCUUCACCCACGGAUGCAGACGCUUCUACCACACGAGUACGGCUCGCAAAUGUUCAUCUGGAUUCCCUACCUAUCAAACCUUCUCACCGACCCCGGCAACUGUCCAUUGUUUCCUCAUUCCUGCGUAGUGCGGGCCGUGGGCUGGUUGCUGGCGACUUCAACCCGGUUCUGGACGAAGAUGCCGCCCUCAUAGAGACCAAUGGUCUUACAGAUUCCUGGGCAGCCCUUCAUCCUGAAGAACCUGGGUAUACAUGGGGCGCGGAUGGGAAGGAGCGAUUUCCACCAAAUCGGAUGGAUAAAGUCGCGUUGCUUGGUCUCAAAGCGCGUGAAAUUAAAAUACUCGAGGCUCAGCAACUGGGUGGGUUGGAUGGACAACAGGACCCUGGAAGUGACGUCCCCGAUUCCCAGCAGACUGACCCCGAAGUCAUACUCUGGAGCGAUCACCAUGCUUUGCUUUGCUCGUUUGGGCUUGGAGACUGA
Penicillium egyptiacum is the source of this 1008-nucleotide messenger RNA. Lineage: Eukaryota; Fungi; Ascomycota; Eurotiomycetes; Eurotiales; Aspergillaceae. The record is from the annotation of a GenBank genome assembly.